Messenger RNA from Monoraphidium neglectum, 1080 nucleotides. RefSeq lists its product as hypothetical. The record is from RefSeq and is a predicted model, not a curated record. Bases 1 to 1080 code for a protein of 359 amino acids. NCBI's taxonomy places the organism in Eukaryota, Viridiplantae, Chlorophyta, Chlorophyceae, Sphaeropleales, Selenastraceae. The transcript has a single exon.
AUGGCCGCGCUGCACACCCUCCUGGCCCUCACCGCGCACGCCCCCACCCCGCCCUCCCACGGGUCCCCGUGGGACGGGCCCACCGCGCGCGCGUGCAACCCCCUCGGCGCGAGCGGCGCGCUGACGGGGGCCUUGGCGCUCGAGCUGGGGCUGGCCAGCGCGGAGGACACGCCUUACCCAAUGCCGCAGUACACGAGCUGCGUGAUGCGGCCGCCCCGCCACUGCGGGCUGUACCACGCGGCGCUGCUCGGCGUGCUGGGCGGCGAGGAGGGCGGCGGCGGCAGCGGCGAGGAGGAAGAGGAGGAGGAGUUGAGUGCAGCAGCGUCGGCAGGAGCAGGGGCAGGGGCGGCGGCAGCAGCUGGAGCAGACGCCGAAGCGGCAGCGGGCACAGCAAAGCCGGCGGGCCGCGCCGGCGGGGCCGCGGCGUGGGCGGCGGCCAAGCGGCUGCACGCGGACGCGCGCCGCCGCCGCCGCGCGGCGGCGUACGCAGCGCGGCAUGUGCCGCCGCGGCCGCGCGGCACCGCGCUGGAUUUUGCGGACUCCGCGAUGCUGUGCUCCGACGGCCAGGCCCAGCCCGAGGCGUACGUGCGGCAGCUGCAGGAGCAGUCUGGCCGCGUGUGCUGGGCGUGCGCCCGCGUGGCGGCGGUCCCCAGGGACGAGUGGUGGUACUGCACCUCUUGCCAGGCCGCGUGGUACUGCAGCGAGGCGUGCUCAGAGGAGCACCGCGGCGUGCACGCGCCGCUGUGCGGCGUGCUGGGCGCCGCGCGCGCGGCGGCGCGGCCGGGGCGGCGGCUGAUGAUGGACGUGCUCGGGGUGGCGCCGGAGGCGGCCGCCGCUCGCGGGCCGGAUGUCUUGCAAGGGUGGGUGGAGCGGGCGGUCAAGGACGCCACGCGCACGGGCGCCAGUGGCGGCGGCGGCGGCGGCAGCGAGGAGGACGGGGGCGGCCGCAACGACGAGGGCGGCGUCAAGCAGGCGGGCGGCGUGGGGAAGGGGGACGGCGGUGGGGUGCUGCUGCGGGGCCCACGCGCGCUGCGCCCGGUGUUGCUGGGGUUGUCGAGCCUGCGCGUCUCGACAAAGUAA